ACUUGCCACAUACUUCUUAUUAGUAAAUAACAGCUUUACGUAUUUGUGUAGCUUUCCUAAUAUUUUGGGCAGUAUUGUUUGUUUAAUAAUAUCUUUAUCUUCUGAAGAAGAUAAAAGAUAAUAUUCUUUUUCUUAUUCUUUGCUUCACCCACUCUUUCUCUCUCCCACGCAUCAGUGCCAGUUCCCCUCCGUGUUUUCUAAAUAUAGCAGUUUCACUUCGUUCAGUUUAUGAUAGAGAAUGACCGCGCCUCCAAGCUUUAAACUGAUGGCUUCUCCUGGGUCUUCCACCAGCGCACAUUGAUAGUAAACGUAACGGCUGUUAAGUGGACAGGUGCGCCUAGACCCCACUCCAUCACCCACUCUUCUCUCCAGAUCCUCCCCCACUAAUACUUUCCUGUUAUCUCGGUGAGGGCUCUAGUAACCUUCAUCGUAGGAAAGAUGUCUAUGGAUCUAAACGGAAUUAACUCUUAUUGUAAGCAUAAUGUUAAAUUUUCAUCCUGUCAACAUAGACUAUCUAACCAUGGAAGUCACACUGACUAGUGCCGACGGUAAGUCUGUUUGCUGCAAUGCAGACAUCCUUGCUCGUCACUCUGAAUACAUCGCAGCAAUGCUGCGCAGCCAUAUGUCUGAGAGCAAGAGUUUGCAGGUAAAGUUUGAAUACUUGUCGCUGGAACAACUCAGUUGGAUACGUGAUUAUGUCGGACACAAGGCAAAAGAUGCAGGCCCAGUACUUACCUUUGAAAAUUCAUCGAGUGUUCUUAGUACUUUGGAUUAUUUAUGCAUGCGUGAUGCUAUGCAGAUGUGCGAAUUGGAUCUGGCUAAAAAACUUACCAUUGAAAACUGUGAUAAGCUCGGUAAAGCUUACGAACUUGUCCAAAAGUUCAAUCUUGUAAUUCUGAAAAAAGCAAUACUCCAGGUUCUCUGCCAACUUUAUGUGAUGAAACCUCUGUCAUGGAAAGCAAAAAUGCUGAAGAAGCUUCCUGCAGAUUAUCUUAAUGAAAUCUUCAUGCAUGACAACUUUCCACAAGCUUCAGAAGAGAAAGACAUUAUGGAGCUGGUCUUUAAAUGGUUGGUGUUCAAUGAACCUAACAUAUCAGAUGUAAACAAAGCAGUGGACUUGAUCUUUGCUCCAGCAUUGGAAUUGAUGCAUGUCGAGCGACUCGAUUGCUGCAUUCAAAAGCUACCUUAUGCAAAAAAUGCUUCAGAAACAUUAAAGAACCGUAUUAGGCAGUUUCAAAAAUCUCCUCAUCGGUAUCUGCGUGAUAAAAAGGACACUUCACCACACAAAUUCCGUAAGCCUAUCGAUUCUGUGUUCCGCUAUGGUGGAAUAGGAGGAUGUUGUGUGUCAACAGCCGUUAGCUAUGUGGCAUUAGACUGCAUUGAUAAGGUCAUUGCCAAUUCUGAACAUUUAAGUAUUCUUCAAUGUCAUGAAUCCAUUGAACCUACCCCAGUACCUCUCAUUGAGUGUGGAACUUGUACCUUGGACAAUAUUGUCUAUGUUGCUGGUGGACAGUCCAGAUAUACAAUAACUGGUAAAUUUGCCAAGAAAACUGUGUAUCGAUACAUUCCAUACAGAAGAAAAUGGCAGCAGGUAGCAGCAAUGAAUGAAUACCGAUGUCUUUUCUAUUUGGGAGUAUUAAACAAUCAGCUGUAUGCUGUGGGUGGAAUAAACUGGACAGGAGUACUGCCAAGCGUUGAGGUCUACAAUUGUGAUCAAGAUGUUUGGGAAAAGGACAAAGAUUUGCCUUAUCUUGUUCAUGAACAUGCAGGUUGUGUUUUAAACAAUCAGUUGUACAUAUCCGGCGGGCAUGAUGGGACAGAUUUGUUAAAUGAUGUUGUCAGCUACGAUCCACUUGUGAAAGAUUGGAAAAGAAGGGAGUCCAUGAUACAAAGGCGUUCCUGCCAUGCCAUGGCGUCUGUCAAUGGAUAUAUCUAUGCUGUUGGAGGGUGUACUAUGCAACAAGGCUUAAUACAAGACAUCAAAGAUUGUGAGAAAUAUGAUCCUGUAACUGACCAGUGGACACGCUUGACCAAUGAAACUCAACAGACACCAAUGUCCUGUAUAUAUCCUAUUAUUCGACACAAUAAAAUCUAUUGUAUAGGUGGCUACAAAUUUACUAACAAUCAGUAUGUUGAUAUGGUUUCAGUUUUUGACCCAGCAGACCAAUCUUGGAAACACGUUCAACUUAUCUCUGAUCUUUUCACUCAUUAUCAUCAAUGCUGCUCAAUCAUCCUUGAUCCCAGUUUUUUUGUCAGUUGAGAACGUUACGUUUCACUACUCUGUUGUUCACCUUACAUGGAUCAAGCUUUGAUUAUUAUGAUCAUACCUGACUUAUCAAAUCUUGAGAGUUAUCUACUGGCCACACCCUGCUAGUCAAACUUUGAUAAUCAUUUGAGGAUAGCUAUAUCAUACUGAAUGUUUUUAGUUAUCUGAUAACAAUAUUAAUUUGAGAGUUAUCUGGUUAUCAUAGUAUGUUCAGUGAAUGUUCAUAAUUAUCAAAAUAGCUGCACUUUGUUGGUAGUUAUUUGAUGACUAUGGUAAUAGAACACACUUGAUUGGUCAUUAUCAAAUGACCACAUUGGACUGAUUUAUAUAUCAGAUGAUCCUGUAUUCAUUCUCUUCUUUUCUUCUAAAAAGAAAAAGAAAAAAGAUAAUCCAAAGGUUGUUCAGUAUUGUUGGUUGUUGAAAGAAAGAAACUAAGGCUUCUGAUGGGAUUGCUUGAGUUGUGGUGGCUGUAAGCACAUAAGGUUGUAUUUUUGUAGACAUUCUCUAUGGAUGCUGAUAGUUAAUCCUUCUCUCUACUUAUGUAACAGAAAUAAAGGGAAGUGAGAAGACAUUUUUUAAAUUACUAGUUAAAUUGUAAGUCACAAAUGUGACAACGGCAAUAAUUGUAGUAAACAAUUAUUUAACAGUUUGUGAAAUGAGGAAUUAGUUUACUUGUUAUAUUCAACCAUUUAGGAUGUCUGAAACAGAGAGAAAAGAGAAAAGGUAUGCAUGUCUGUAAGCUUGUGUAUGUGUGUAAAUAUCUGAAUUUAUGAAUGACUUCUGUGCACAGUAUGCAAGGGACCUUAAUAAAAUUUUGCUACUGUCACUGGCUGCAGUUAAUUCCUUAACAUUGCUCAGAAUCUACCAUCAAAUUCAUUCUCAUUUUUUUUUUAUAUCUCUUUCUAAUAUUUCCCACUGCACAAAAAGUUACGAUCACAGGAGGUAGAGUAUGUAUAUGUAUGUAUAACUGACUGUGUAUAUACACGUUUGUUUUGAUAUAGAACCUUUAAUUGAAGAAGGUUUUACAAUUAUUGGUAUUUUUCUCUUUCUACUGAUAUUGCUGCUAAUUGUAUCUUUCUAUCUUUGUUUCUUGCGUUUUUUCCUCUUCAAUCUAUUUUUGUUAUUAUUACCUCCGAUGAAAUGUCUCUAAAACUAUUACCACAUAAUAGAACUCAUCUCAUUCCAGAAUAUCUAUAUUCAGAGCUAUUUAUUGCAAAGCAUCUGCAAUUAAAAUUAGUGGGAGACACCUUUAUUGUGUGAGAAAUUAUUAUUACCAGCUCAGUUUUAGAAACAACACGAGUCGAGUGUCUCUUUUUUCUUUUUUAUCACAUUGAGUUAAUAUUUGUAUAUACAACAACCCUGCCAUACUGACUGUAUUGAAACUUGUUACUAGUUUUCUUUUUACAUAUUUAUGAUGACAUACGCACACUCACAUAUAUAUAUAUAUAUAUAUUAUAUAUAUAUAUAUAUAUAUAUAUAUAUAUUUACAGUUUCAUACACUGACAGUGAAAUGAUAUUUUUCUUGUAGCAUUCAUAUACUAUACAUUUCUAUUGUGUAGAGAAUAUAAUUUAUAUCUUCAAUACAAUUUUGGUUCAAAACUACACAUAAGAAAAUGAAUUAGUAUGAAUUACAAAAAAAUGUUUAAACUAUUUAUGGAAAUGAAAAUCCAAGAUGAAUUCAAUGAUUCAGUUAUUAUAUUCUCUUAGCCUAAGUUUAUAUUUUUGUAAGUUGCACAACGUACGUAUGUGUUUACGUUUUUUUUUGUUUUUUUAGAUGUGUUUCCGUAAAAACGUUCAUAUCUUUAUAAUUGAUUUUUUUCUGAUUUUUUCCCUUAUAUUUUAAAUUAUUUUCUCGCCUUUAUAUUAAAGAAAAAAAAAGUUCCUUGAGUUAAUAGUUAUCUCCCUUCAAUGCUUAUUCAUAUUCUUUCGAUUUGUUCCCCUUUCUAUAUUACUUUGCGUUGACAUUUUUAAUAAACCCAAAACGCCAAUUAAGCAUGU
This is a messenger RNA of Octopus sinensis (East Asian common octopus), 4264 nucleotides long. Its product is annotated as kelch-like protein 9. The record is from RefSeq and is a predicted model, not a curated record. The transcript has 5 exons. The coding region runs from base 482 to 2260 and encodes 592 amino acids. Gene Ontology annotation, molecular function: protein binding. NCBI's taxonomy places the organism in Eukaryota, Metazoa, Mollusca, Cephalopoda, Octopoda, Octopodidae.